AUGGAAUAUCUGACUCCCUCACCAAACAUAGUAGAUAUGAAUCUGAAGAUAACUCAUAUCGAAUGCCAUCCUGAGUGCUUGGUUAUAGUGUUCAAGGCUCGAUACAAGGCAGGAUGUGAGCUUGACUAUUACAUACUACAAAAUGAAAUACAACGUGUAUUCAAAGUAAAAGAUAAUGUUUACAUUGGUGGAUCUUGCUUGGUGGAAGACAUGGAAGGAAAAUGGCAUAGAGGAAGAGUUCUGGAAAAGAGAGAGAAUAUCUGUGAGGCUUUUCUUAUAGACACUGGGCAAGUGCUAGUGGUUGAGGAAACUCAUCUUGCUUCUGCUUGUGAUGAAUUGUUUCAACUGCCUCCAAAGGUGGUUUUGGGUGUUUUUGCAAGCAUACUUCCUCUUGGAGAAAAAUGGGGUCCAAAAGCCAUUAACUAUUUUUCAUCUCUGGUAGGAUUACAGAUUGCAGGUCAUGUGAAAGCUGUUACACCAUACCAACUGUUUAUUCUAGAAGUACCAAAGAUCAUUAGCGAUGUUCUUGAACUGCAGUUAGGAAAAUUUAUUGAUGGAGAUUCAUUUUGUCUUAUUGUAGAAACGUUAAGAGUGUUUCCCCAAGAAAUGCUUUGUAAGAGAGUGCCACAAUUGUUGCAACAGAAGUAUCCAGUCAAGGAAUUGCUUACUUUCAGUAAUUCUGAGAAACCAACAGAUUUUUGGCCAGUUCCAGAUGAUCUCUUUCCACGUCUACCUGUUGGCAGUAAAGAAAAUGUAAAAGUAACUGUUGCAGUAAGCCCAAAUAAAUUUUACUGUCAGGUACAGAAAUGGCAGAAAGAACUGGAAGAUUUGACAGGAGCUAUGCAUUUGUACUAUGAAGCUAUCAGUACAGAAAAUAAUACAUCUUUUGAUAGUUUCGGGCUACUCUGUGCUGCUAAAAGGCAAAACGGACAGUGGCAUAGAGGAGUGAUAAAACAGCUUCUCUCUGACCAUGUGGAAAUCUGGUUUAUGGAUUUUGGCAAUAUUGAAGCUGUGCCAUCUAGUUGCGUUCAGAAGCUUAAAGUAGAGUUCAUGGCAUUACCAAUGACUUCAUUUCCAUGUGCGCUGUCUUGUUUUGGUAGACAGGAUGAAACAGUAAUAAAAAUUCAGCUGGAAGAACUUAUACAGGCCUUGAUAGGACAAACUUCUGUGUGUGUCCAUGUUGAUCUGUUCGAUGAUGUUAAACGCUUGUAUUACAUUACACUGCAAAAUCAAAAUCUUAGAAUUAAUGCUAAGCAUCCAGAAAACCUGAAUGAGGCAGCUGCAUCAUGUGUCUCACUUCUGGAAACAAACAUCAGGAGUAUUGCAGUAAACUGCAAACCAUGUGAUGAGAGAUACAGUUCAUUUAACAAUUGUACUGGAAGGAAACAUACAAAAAACUGCUUACCUGAAUGGGAUAUUUCUUUGUCAAGCCACUGCAAAAGAGUAGAAAUGCAAAUGAAUUCUUUCCAUACUGCUUAUGUGGUAUAUGUUAUAAAUCCAUCUAACUUCUGGGUUCAGACAUGUGAAUAUCAGAAUGAAUUUCAAGCCUUGAUGAAAAAUAUUGCAGAUGCAUAUAACCGAUGUGGAGCUGAUGAAAUGGUCCUUAAAAACCCAGAACCUGGAUUUCUGUGCUGUGCCCGGUAUAGCAAAGACAUGCAUUAUUAUCGGGGUGUUGUCAUUGAAGUGCUUCAUGUAAAUAUUACUGUUUAUUUUUUGGACUUUGGAAAUACAGAUACAGUACCCUGUUAUGAUGUGAAAAUGUUGCUUCCUGCGUUUUCUGAUUUACCAGCUUUAGCUAUGUGUUGUGCACUUGCUUGUACGUUUCCUGUUGAUGAUGUGUGGGUUAAAAAGGAAACUGAUUUCUUCAAAGAGGUUGUGCUUAACAAAGUACUCCGGCUUCAUGUCAUUGGAAAGCAAAACAACAAGUAUAUUGUUAAUGCACGGUAUAAGAGUGGUUUGCAGCAAGAUGUUGCCACAUGUAUGGUUCAAGCUGGAUACGCUGAAUACUGGGAUUUUUCAUGUCAGUUGCAAAGUAAGCUGCCAGAGCUAAAUAAUUUAAUGGAACAAAUUCAGGCUUACUAUAAAGACCAUACCUGUCCUUACAAAACUGGACAGGUUGCCUGUGUUGUUAAACGUCCCAAAGAUGGGAAAGUUUUACUUCAAGAUCUUCAAGCUGUUCUUCCAGAUUUCCUGAUUCUGGAAAGUCAAGCAUUUCGAUGUGGACUUAAAAAUGUACCCUUACAGACUGACUCACUUAAUUGGUCUGAAAAAGUGCGUAGACAUUUUGAAGACUUUAUUUCUGCUUCUAGAGGACCACUGACUUGCACAGUUUAUGCUCUUAUUCUUGUAAGUCCCAACUGUUUAUGUAAUGUAAUUGACUUACAGACUCCAUUUGUUAGUACAGAGGAAUUCCUCAGAGAAUGUGGUGUCACCCAGUCUGAAUAUAUUGGUCUGAGGAACCUUGCAUCUUUGGGUUCCCUGUACAGUUUUUGCUACUCGUCAUUUAAUAUAAAAGUUGGAAGUGAGGAGGAGGUUUAUAUAACUCACAUACGGAGUCCUUCAAAUUUCUAUUGUCAGCUUAAUCGAAACACUGAAACUAUAGAGGCAUUGAUGAAGAAGGUUAGCGUCAUAAGUAAAAUGUCAAAUAAUGCGAAAUGUGAUACCAGCAGUACGCGAUUAUGUGUAGCCAGAUAUUUUGAAGAUGGUCUCUUUUAUAGAGCUUUGGCUUUUCCUGUGGAAUCGACAUCUUACCUGUGUGCUGACUUUGUGGAUUUUGGAAAUAAGAAUAUAGUAGAGAGAGACCAGUUGAUGCCUAUUCCAGACUCUGCCACUGACUUAAUAUUCACGCCCAUGCAAGCUAUUAAAUGCUGUCUGUCAGAUCUUAAGGAGACAAAAAUUCCAGCAAGAGUUGCUAGAUGGUUUGAGGAAGCAUUCCUUGGUAAACUGCUGAAAGCUGUAAUUGUAUCCAGAGAAUCAGAUGGACAGAUUGUUGUGGAGUUGUAUGAUGGACAGCUCAAAGACAGUCAAGACCUAGGUUUUAGAAAUACCGUUGCUACUGUUCUGGAGCACAAAGAGGAACCUCUGGUUGGAGAGCCUGCUUCUCACUCACUCUGUGAUCCUGCUUCAGAUUCAAAGGAAAUAACUGUAAAUGCUCUCUCUGAAUCUCACAAUGAAAGACUAAAUUAUACAGGUCAGCAGGAAAGGAGUAACGAAAAUAUACCUAAAUUAAUCAGUCUUCCUCAACGUGAUAUUCAGGUGAAUUCUGAAGUAGCAGGGUAUAUUUCUCAUAUGAAUAGUCCAUCAAGUUUCUAUGUUCAGCUUGCAGAGGAUGAAAACUUAAUAAUACAACUAGCAGAAGAAUUAAAUGAAAGCAUGGUGAAUGUAGAUCGUGAAAAUUGCUUAGAUGAGCUCAUGGUAGGGGAUCUCAUUGUAGCGGAAUAUGACACUGAUUGUUUUUACUAUAGAGCAGUUAUUAAAACUCUGCAGUCAGGAAACUUCUUUGAGGUGGAGUUCAUUGACUAUGGUAAUGCAGCAGUUGUAAGCCUUUCAGAAAUCUGUAGGAUUCAGAAGAAGUUCUUAACUUUGCCAAGGCUCAGUGUUCAUUGUUUCCUUAGCAGAGUAAAAACUGUUCCUGAUGAAAGCUGGACUAAUGAAAGUACUUCCUAUUUUGUAAGCAAAAUAAAUAACAAGCCAGUCACUUGCAAGUUCUUACAGCAACAUGGAGAGCAGUGGGAAAUAGAUGUAAUUUGUGAUGGAAGGUCAAUGUCUAAUGACCUUCUGCAGAAAAAAGGCAGGAGAAGGUGGCAAAACACACCAAUACAUAAUCAAGAAAACAGGCCAAAGCAAAUACUGGUUACAAAUGGUAAUCCUCCAGAUAGAAAGUCUAGGAAUGGUUUAGGUGGUCAAAGUAAAACUAAGGCUGUUAAGAUGAAAAAUACUUUCAAAACACCCUUAAAUGUCCUUCCUCAAGGUCUAAAUUCUGGACAGGUAGAAGGAGCAGAAGUAACUAAUAUUUCAGAGAGUGGAGAAUUUCAUGUACAGUUACUUAGAAAUUUGCAAAUAUUACGGCAGUUAAAUGUAAUGCUUGUCAGAGAAGCACAAAGAAGUGAUUUGCUUGGAGUGGAUGACAUUGAAGAAGGAUUGGAAUGUAUGACAAAAUCUGAAAGGAACUUGAAGUGGUAUCGAUCAAAAGUGGUAAAGAAAUUUGUCAGGGAGAAGUUAAUGCUAGUUUUUUUCAUCGAUUAUGGCAAGCAUGAGGUGGUGUCCUUAAAUAAUGCAAAGAUGCUCAGUGACAAAAUUAAAAGUAUUCCUAAACAAGCUGUGUUUUGUAAAUGGGUUUGGCUUAAAAAACUGAAGAAAACUCAGUUUGUCCAUGUAGUAAAUGCACUCCUGGAUUGUGAAAUACGGAUCUUGUUUUUGAGAUAUUUGGAAUCCUCUCAUAUCUGGGAAGUAGAUAUUUUAGUAGGGGAAAUUCUGCUUCAGGAGUAUUUGAACCAGCUCUUAAGUCAUUGUCGGACUACUGUUGGACCAGGAAAAUCCAGUAAUACAGACUGUAAGGAGUUUGAGACAUCAUUCAAGAUAAAUUCAGUCAUGUGGAUGCUGCUGCAGAGUGGCAGAAGGUAUCCUGGGUUUGCAACUGCAGUUAGUGAUCCUUCAAACUUCUGCAUCCAGUUUGAAGUCUUAUUUGACUGCAUGAAAGACUUGUCUUUGCUGCUCUCUGACCUUCCUGACCACUUGCCAGCUUUGCCAGAAGAACUUGUGGCUCCUGGUGCUAGCUGCUUGAUCAAGUUUGGGCUGGAAGCACAGUGGAACAGAGCAGAAGUUAGUGAAGUAACAAGCCAGUCUGUUGUUCUUACAUUUAUUGAUUAUGGCUUUCUGAAGAGCAUCCCUUAUUCUGAUAUCCAUAAACUUAAAGUUAUUCCAGAAAGUCUAUCUGUCUUACCACGCCUGGCACACUCUUGCUCUUUACAUGAUACAGUUCCGGCCAAGGGGGAAUACUGGAGUGAUGAAGCUAAACUUCUGUUUCAGAAGCUUCUUAGUAAACCGGGUCUGAUAUUUCAUUUUAAACACUAUGGCUCUGAAAUGAAAUUAGAGGUGGAUGUUCUGUAUGAGGAGAAGAAUCUAGCUCAAACCUUAAUUGCUGCUGGCCAUGCAGUCUCUUCUAGAA
Messenger RNA from Pelecanus crispus (Dalmatian pelican), 5167 nucleotides. The record is from RefSeq and is a predicted model, not a curated record. NCBI's taxonomy places the organism in Eukaryota, Metazoa, Chordata, Aves, Pelecaniformes, Pelecanidae.